This is a messenger RNA of Mucor velutinosus, 1143 nucleotides long. Its product is annotated as succinate dehydrogenase complex, subunit B. The record is from RefSeq and is a predicted model, not a curated record. Gene Ontology annotation, biological process: protein transport. Lineage: Eukaryota; Fungi; Mucoromycota; Mucoromycetes; Mucorales; Mucoraceae. Gene Ontology annotation, cellular component: cytoplasm. The coding region runs from base 1 to 1143 and encodes 380 amino acids. The transcript has 2 exons.
AUGACAAUCACCCCUUCUAUUGACCCAAUUGUAAGCAUAUCUAUUGAACUAUUACCUGAAUUUGGUUUCACCGUGCAAGAUGAGCCUGUUUAUGGACCUGGAUCUGUAUUCCAAGGCAUUGUUCACCUUAAGAUGAAAGAAUCGCCUGUCGCGGCAGACCGCAUUGUGUUGACAUUUCGAGGUGCUGAACAUGCUACUGCGGUCCACGAUGGUAUCAAGUUUUUAGUGCCGUUAAUCAAGAACCCCUUUUUCGGUAUGCAACAGACCCUCUGGCAACGUACACGAGACGAUUGCUUGCUAACAGAGAGUCAUUACCAGUUCCCCUUCACAAUUCAGAUGCCCAUGAUUCAAUUUCCUCCCUCUAUGGAUCACGCACUUUAUCAAUGCAAGUUUGAUCUCUCUGCCAAGCUGAUCCGCACCACAUUUACUCUACCUACCGUGUUGACACAGCGCACCAUCAGUUACAUGCCGUUCAUUGAAACAAGUCUCUUGAAGCAACCCAACAUUGAGGAGGGCUAUCACAAUGGAUUGUAUGCUUCUGCGCAACUGCACUCCUUGGCCUAUGUGCCUGGUGACAGCAUCCCAAUCACUGUUGUAACAUCACGCCGUCAUGCCAACAAAAAGAGAAAAGCAGAGGAGGAUGAACCAGCUGAGGUCAACUCGAUUCUACUGGAAUUGUGUGAAAAAGUGGAACUCGUACAGAGUCGGGCUGUUUCGAUCACAAGAGUAGUUGCUUCUACCUUGUACAAGGCAAACUCCAAAGGGCACAAAUAUUCCAUGGUCAAGACCAGAAACGGUGGUGGCGCAGAAUACCAAGUGGCUUUACCUCUUCCUGUGGAUUUGACUCCAUCCAUCAAUUACUCAAAGGUUGUCCGUGUUUCAUACACACUCAGGAUCAAGAUCAAGAGUAGCCAAUGCUCGCUGAUGGGGCCCCUCUUUAAUUCAAUUGUUGAUAUGGAGCUUCCUCUCAAGAUUGGCACGCUGGGCUACGGCAUUCGAGCCUCACAAGAUCUGCAAGUCUAUUAUGUAGAUACUGAAAGCUCUCCAAGAUUCCUGCGCUCUUUAGAGUACGAGGAAUCCCUGCCAUUGUAUGAAUCUAGCCGACUCCCAUCCUACCAACAAGACACAUCCCUCAUUGCAUGA